AUGGGAUUGAUCAUUUUUAUUGAUUACUUUUCCAUUUCUUUCCUGCUGAAACUAAAGAAUCUGAAGGUGGAGAAGGUUGAGUGCACGGUCCAGUUUCUCCAGUCCAGAAAACUUCUCCCACUGGAUGGGGAAGCUGAGGAUAAAGAGUACCAGUCAGGGUUCCAGCAUUGCCUAGAGACAAUCUUGCAUUUCAUGAACUCCAAACCUGACAUGAAUGGUGUGACCAAUGAGUUCCUCUCCCACCAGCUGUCCUCCUAUAAGCCAUCUCCAAACACCUGGAGUCCCACCUGUGCUCCACUGACAAAACACAAGCCUUCUCUUGGCUUUCAAGACUCAGUAUCACAUUUAGCUUCUAACAGCAUCUCCGUCAGCCCUACAAAGACUCUGGUUGACAGUCACUUCUCUCACCAAACCUUCAAGAUCUGGAGAACCGGGGUUUGA
This is a messenger RNA of Xenopus laevis (African clawed frog), 441 nucleotides long. Its product is annotated as transcription factor HES-7.1-B. NCBI's taxonomy places the organism in Eukaryota, Metazoa, Chordata, Amphibia, Anura, Pipidae. The record is from RefSeq and is a predicted model, not a curated record. Bases 1 to 441 code for a protein of 146 amino acids. The transcript has a single exon.